UUCCGCGAGGAGAUGUCCAAGCCGGACGAGGAGAUCGACUUGGCGCGAGCCGCGGGCUACGUCGCCAUGCACAGGCGACCGGACGAAUCUCGCGUGGCUGACGCCGUCGAGGAGCUGGACGUCCUGGCGGCGGAGUUGGAGGCGACGCUGCCGCCGCCCGAACAGAGGUUCCCGCUGCGCACGCUCAAGGCGAUCAGCCGGUACAUGUUCCACACGUUGGGGUUCAAGGGGAAUCAAGAGGAGUUUUACGAUCCGCGGAACUCGUGCCUGGACGAGGUGCUCGCGCGGCGAACGGGGAUACCCAUAACGUUAGCGCUGGUGUACAUGGAGCUGGCGAGGCGGGUCGGGGUGCCGAUGGUCGGGGUCAACCUGCCGGCGCACUUCAUGAUCCGGCCGGUGGUCGAAGACAUGGAGGUGCUCGUGGACUGCUUCAACGACGGCGAGCUGAAGUUUGUCGAGGACGUCGAGGACAUGCUCAAGAAAUUUUACACCAUGGGCGAGGCGGACAAGCUCACCAUCGAUCGAAGCUUCUUCGCGGAUAACUCGAUGAAGCCGAGGGCGUUCCUGACCAGGAUGCUGACGAACCUCAAGCAGAUUUACUUCAACAACGACGAGUUCGCCGCCGCGCUGCAGAUCGUGGCGUAUCAGGCGCACUGCGCGCCCGACGAGAAGGUGGCGCUCUUCAACAGGCGGGACGGCGGCAUCUGCCUCUUCCUCAUGCAGCGCCACGCCGAGGCGGCCGAGGAGCUGAGCGGGUUCUUGGCCGAGUGCGACGCCAAGGGCAUGUGGGACGGCGACGGUAACCCGAGCGCGAGGGCUCAGAUCUUACAGAUGAUCGAGCACGCCAAGGCGCAGGUCGCCAGGGAGAGCGUCAAGCGAAGCGUGGAGGACGCCCUCGGCGAAUCGGGGGAUGGCGAGGACGACGCGUGCGGGGACGACCCAAAGGCGCGGGACGAUCCGUAG
Molecule: messenger RNA, 963 nt
Organism: Micromonas commoda
Lineage: Eukaryota; Viridiplantae; Chlorophyta; Mamiellophyceae; Mamiellales; Mamiellaceae
Exons: 1
Source: RefSeq, a predicted model, not a curated record